Naegleria gruberi is the source of this 1461-nucleotide messenger RNA. RefSeq names its product UPF0020 domain-containing protein. Gene Ontology annotation, biological process: tRNA methylation. The record is from RefSeq and is a predicted model, not a curated record. Gene Ontology annotation, molecular function: tRNA (guanine) methyltransferase activity. The transcript has 2 exons. Lineage: Eukaryota; Heterolobosea; Eutetramitea; Acrasida; Naegleriidae. The annotation marks the transcript as partial.
AUGUCGUCAUUUCUGCCUUGUUCUGGCUCUGAAUAUCUGACCCUAAUGACAACAUGUGCUCCGGGCCUGGAAAAAUCAUCAGCCGACGAAAUUGAAGAAAAAUUAAAUAAUUUACGGAAGAGAAGUGACUUGGCAAUUAAUAUUUAUCACAUUUAUUCAAAGUUUGAAAAUAUUGAUGAUGAUAAUUUCAAGGAAAUUAUUAGAAUAUUUCAGAGGCGAGAUAUCAAGUCAAUGCUGCAAGGAAAAAUUAUUAUUCAAUUCCAUUUUUCUUCCACCUCUGAGAAAUUGAAAAUAUCUGUAUUUAAUGAAACUAUUUCCUCACUUCUUGAAUGUCUAUCAAUUGUCAAAAUUCACAUUCUAGUUUAUGUUUUGGAAAAUCUUUCUUUUCCCUCUUCAAGUACUUCCACUCAGGAAAAAUCCUCUCCAAACGAUUCAACUGGAGAUAGUUUUGAAGAAAAAGAAAGAGAAUGGGCUAGAAGAUUGAAAAAUGAUCCAAACUUUAAUUAUUUUUUGGAAUGCCAUCAACAUGCAUUGCCAGAAAGCAAAUGUUGGAAAGAAUCGUUAGAAAAGUGGGUUGACAUGAGAAAUAUAUUAUUUGAAAAUUCCACAAAAGAUAAAAUAACAAGUGUGGAGGCACUUAAAUUCAGAAUCACAUCAAGAAGGUCUGGACAACAUAACUUCAAAUCGAGUGAUAUGUUAUCGUGGUUUGGAUUAUUGGUAUCUCACAAGUUAAUGGGUGAGGAGAUUAGCAACAUUGGAAAAACUUGGAAAGCAGAUUUAACAAAUUAUGAUCUCGAUAUUUUUCAAAUCCUCUACAAUGAUACUCUCUUUCUCUCAUUCACUCUGUGUGAGGAAACCAUUUGUUUACAAACGUUUUCUAAACAAUUCAAAAAUGAAUUGUUCUUAAACUCAACAUCUUUGAGACCCAAUAUUGCUUUUGGAUUAAUUAAUCUUGCAAAUAUCAAAAAAGGAGAUGUAUUUUGUGAUAUCUGCUCUGGUACUGGAAUAAUUUCACUGAUGGCUUUACACUUAUUUAAAAAUAAUAUUCAAAUUAUUUCUGGAGAAUUAUCUGAGGAAAUUUUACAGAACCACCUAAUCAACAAUAUUGACAAUUACAGGUAUUCAAAUAAUACAAUACAACCUCUGAAAUGGGACUUCACUCGCCUCCCUUUAAAAACAGCCACUGUUGACGUCAUUUGCUCAAAUUUACCUUUCGGAAAGCAGAUUGGAUCACAUUCAUUAAAUAAGGAAAUUUACCCUCCCAUGUUUUCAGAAUUAUGCAGGGUUUUGAGACCUGAAGGAAGAAUUGUUAUUCUCACAUCUGAAAAACACUUGAUGCAAAAAGUUCUACAAGAAAAUAAGGUAUUCAUAUCAUUUUUUUCACGAAUUUCUAUUCAUCAAGGUGGUUCAGAUGUUUUUGUUUACAUUCUCACAAGAAAAAGUAAAGCAUUUUUUGUAAAG